AUGUUUCUUUCUGCUCUUCUUGAGGGGCGCUCGCCCGCCUCGCAACAGCAGCAGCAGCAACAGCAGCAGCAGCAGCAGCAACGAGCCGAUGCGGGGGUAUUCUUAGAGCUUCGUCAAGCGGUGCAGCACCGCAAGCAGCAGCAGCAGCAGCAAGGCCCUGCUGCUGCUGCUCCACUGCAGCAACAAGAACAGCAGCAGCAACAUCCUCCGCACCACCACAACCUUCGACAUCAUCAGCAGCAGCAGCAAGGGCAGCACCAGCAACAGCAGCAGCAGCAGCAAAAGCAGCAGCAGCAGCAGCAGCAGCAGAGAUGGGGCACUGAGGUGUUGGCUCGGUGGAAGUCGGUGGAUGCGGCUUUGCUGCGGCCUGCUGCUGCUGCUGUAGCAGCUGCUGCAACAGCACCUGCUGUUUCUGCUGCUGCUGCUGCUGCUGCUGAGGAAGCAGCAAAGCAAUGGGGCUUAGAGCACGGCGUUGCUGCUGCAUUGAGACAAAACCUGCAGCAGCAGCUGCAGCAGCGCUCUUCGUGGCAGGCGGUGCAGCAACGCGUUUGCUGCGCCGCAGAGACGCGAGCAGCAGCAAGAGCAGCAGCAGCAGCAGCAGCUGCUGCUGCAUGCAAAACAAAGCUGCAGCAGCAGCAGCAGCUGGCAGUACUGGAGGGGAUGCUGCAGCAGCUGCCCGCAGCAGAAGCAGAAGCAGCACGGCAACGGUUGUUGCUGCCCCCGCAGUGCAGCAGCAGCAGCGACAGCAGCAGCAGCAGCAGCAGCAGCACAACUACAUUCGGGCGAGUAGACACUGAGCAGCAGCAGCAGCAGGAGCUCUCCCCAGAGGCUCUGGCUUUGCUGCAGCAACUGACAGCCUAUCCGCAAGAACAGCAGCAGCAGCAGCAGAAACUCGUGCUGCUGCGCUCUGUUCCCAAGGUGCUUCAGGAGCUGCAGCAGCAGAAGCAGCAAAUGCAGCAGCAGCUGCAGCAACUCGCCCUGGACACCUGCGACGACAAUCAGAGCGGCCAGCAGCAGCAACAGCAGCAGCAGCAGCAGCAGCAGCAAGAAGAACUGGAGGAGGCAGCAGGGUGCGUGCAGCAGUUGGGAGCGCUCGUGGGAGAGCUGCAGCAGCUGCAGCAGCAAUUUUCUCCGCUGCAGCAGCAACACGAGCAGCAAGAAGGCGAGGGCCUGCUGCUGCAGCAGCUGCACUCUGCUGCUGCCGAGUCGUUGCUGCAGAGGAGGAAGGCUCUCUUCUUAGAGCAUCUUUCUAUUUCCAUCAAGCUGACUGAGGAAGCUGCAGACUUGUUGCAGGCCUGUGAAACAGCAGCAGCAGCAACAGCAGCAGCAGCAUCAGCAGCAGCAGGAUCUGAGGGUUUGUCGUGCCUGGGCAGUAGUGAGGCUUCUUUGCUGCUGCUGCUGCAGCAGAUUGGAGUUAUUCUUGCUGCUGAGGUGCUGCCUCCCCGCAGCAGCAGCUUCGUUGCACGGCGGCUGCUGCUGCUGCUGCCUCGCUGCAGACGGUUGCUGCUGCAGGCAGCACGCAGCGCCUUGACGUUGGUUCAUUGGGGUAGAGCUGCUGCUGCUGCUGUUGCUGCUGCUGAUGCUGCUGCUGCGGCGGAUGGUGCUGCGGCUCCUGCUGCUGCUGAUGCUGCCGGUGCUGCUGCUUCUGCUGCUGAUGCUGCUGCUGCUGCUGCUGCGGUUUCCUUUGCAACCGACGCAGAGGGCGGCAAAGACACUGCCGAGCAUGCAGCAGCAGCAACAGCAGCAACAGCAGCAACAACAGCAACAGCAGCAGGCAAUGAUAAGCUCAUCCCUGCAGCGCGAGAGCAUCUUGUAAAAGCCCUUGGAGCGCUGCUGCUGCUGCAGCGGCUGCAGUGUCUCAGCGAGUCGGUGAUGACACCAGCAGGAGCAGCAGGAGCAGCAGGAGCAGCAGGAAGAGUAGCUACUGCAGCAGCAGUAGCUACUGCAGCAGCAGGAGCAGCAGCAGGAGGCGAACGUGCCUUUGCUGCAUUCUACGAGCUGCAGCCGCUGCAGCUGUGGGCAGCAGCAGCACUGGCGCAGCCGCUGCUGCUAGCGUUUGUUUUUUUCUUUAUGCGUGGAGGCGGCUCUCAGCUGCAGCGGUUAGAUAGGCCUCAAUGGGCUGCUGCCUUCGUGCUGCAGCUGCUGCAGCAACUGCAGCAAAGCGCAGCAGACGGGGGGCUCCUAGACUGGAGCGAGUGGCGACAAGCAAGCAGCAACAGCAGCAGCAGCAGCAGCAGCAGCAGCAGCGGGGAAAGCAGCAAGCUACAGCUGUCGCCGCGGCUGCAGCAAUGGCUGCUAAUUUCCUCGAUGAACUGUUGCAGCAGCAGCAGCAAAAACGACGGAGGCGAGGCAGCAGCAGCAACAGCAGGGGCCGAGCUGCUGCAGCGCCUUGCUGCUGCUGCUGCAGCAGAACUAGACCCGAUGGUUCUGGUGUCUGUACACCUCGCUCGGGCCUUCAGGCUUUGUGUGCGGCAGCGGCUGCCUUUCCUGGUGUAUACGCAGCCUGACACUACAGCAGCAACAGCAGCAGCAGCAGCAGCAGCAACAGCAGCAGCACCCACCCCUGCCCCCCCAUUCAGCGGCGGAGCAGCGCUGGUGCUGCUGCACCUGGAGCAACUGCUGCUGCUGCAUUCGCAUUUUAAGGUCUUCAGCAGCAAAGCUGCUGCAGAGGUAAUGCGAGAUGCAGAUAACAACGAGCCUAUCCGCUGUAUGUAUACUCAGCAGCAGCAGCAGCAGCAACAGCAGCAGGAACAGAAGCAGCAGCAGCAGCAGCAGCAGCAGCAGAGAGGGGCCCUCGGGUCGCUUUCAGACGAGGAGGAGGCAGCAGAUCUUUGGGAGGAGGAUGUGCUGCUAAGCAGCAGCAGCAGCAACAGCAGCAGCAGCAGCGACGAAGAGACACCUGCAGCAGCAGCAGCAGGCAGCGACAGCAGCACGAGUGUACGGGGCACCUCUGUCGAAUCAGAAACAGCAGCAGCAGCAGCAGCAGCAGGAACAGCAGCAGCAGCAGCAGCAAAUGAAGAUGAAGAUGAGUAUAUGUCGCCCGUUGAGUUGCUGAAAUCAGCAGAGCCGCUUUGUCUCCCCUACGGGCCCUGGGGAAGCCCCCCUUCCCUGCUGCAGCAGCAGCAACAGCAGCAGCAGCAGCAGCAGCAGCAGCAGCAGCAGCAGCAGGGUGUGAGCGUGGGCUUUCUGGAGUAUUGGGUUUCUCUAGAUGCUGCAUUCGCUGAAAGGGAGAUAAAAGAAAAAAUAAAAGCAGCAGAAGCAGCAACAGCAGCAGCAGCAGCAGCAGCAGCAAAUCCACUGCAGCAGAAGGCAGCCGACUCAAGAGAAGACGAAGCCCACAUAAGUGGUUUAGGGUUUGCUGUUAUUUGCCUCCUUACAAACUCAAAUCGCCGCAUGGCGGCCCUCAACGCGGAGACGGCCAUCGAGUGCUACGCAAAAGGAGUUGUAGGGACUGCGCUGUCUCUGUUUAUAUCUGCAAUAACAUCGAAUUGGCGUUCUCUUCUUCUUUCUUCUUCUUUAUCUUUAUCUUCAUCUUUAUCUUUAUCUUCAUCUUCAUCUUUAUCUUCUUCUUUAUUUAACGCUGCACGUCUUGUUAAUUCAACAGCGGAAGUCAAUGCGGUCUUCUCACGGCUACACCUCAAACACCGACUCCCUCAGAUAGGGAAGCAGCUGCAGGAUUUGGAGCAGCAGAUGAUGAGGCAUUUGAAAGACGAAAUAAAAGACAGAGCUGAGGCAAGCACAAACCACCCAGCAGCAGCAGCAGCAGCAGUUGCUGCUGCUGCUGCUGCUGCAACAGCUGAGGCAGCAACAGGAACAGUAGCAGCACCAGCAACUACAGUAGCAGAACCGGAGGCAACACUACAAGCAGCAGCAGCAGCAACAGUAGCAGCAGCAGAAACAGUAGCAACAGUAGCAGCAGCAGAAACAGCAGCAGCAGCAGCAGCAGCAGGGCAGGACGUGUUGCGGGCUGUGUUGCGUUUGUCUUCGUUUUCUGGGGGUGUGCUGCCAGUAGACAAGCAUUUGCUGAAGCAGCUGAAGCAGCAGCAACAGCAGCAGCAAAAAGCAAGUGCUGCUGCAACUGCUGCUGCAGCGUUUAGCAGCACUCUGAGGUCUGUGCAGCAGGCAGCAACUGCAUGGAAGGCAAACGCAGCCGCAGCCAACCAGCAGCAGCAGCAGCAGCAGCAGCAGACGGAGGAGGAAGGCAUAUUCGAGACAGCGAAAAAGGUUUUUGCUGCACUGCAGCUUCCACCACUGCCUCCAGCCGACACUCUCCUCGUCCUUCAGCUGCUAACAGCACCGGCUUUUCAGCAGCAGCAACAGCAGCAGCAGCAGCAGAAGCAGCAACAUCGCCAGAAGCACCAGCAGCGGCACAACCACAAGCAGUAG
Eimeria acervulina is the source of this 4386-nucleotide messenger RNA. RefSeq lists its product as hypothetical. Lineage: Eukaryota; Apicomplexa; Conoidasida; Eucoccidiorida; Eimeriidae. Bases 1 to 4386 code for a protein of 1461 amino acids. The record is from RefSeq and is a predicted model, not a curated record. The transcript has 9 exons.